GAAGCAGCCGGGACCCUGCCUGGAGGCGCUCUGUUGUUGGGCUGGCUGAUGAGGCUAGCGGCUCGGCUAACGCUAGCCUGCUAACAUCAGCGUUUAUUCGCUUUAAAACCAGCGGAUCUGGGUAGAGUCUGUCGCUCGGGACGCUUUGCCUUUUUGGUUUCCUUGCUGUUUUUCAGCGCGAUUGAAGAAGACUCGUGAAGUUGUGUCCUUCUCGUUGUGUUUGUGUUUAAUGUCAGACAAACAAAAAGCUGUCCAGCCUAGGCUAUUUGCUAAUGUUACAGUAUUUGCUCUGAGCUACACAGGACCCCGAUUGUUUUCUGCUGCGGACGAACUCCUGCUGGGGACAGCCGGCUGUGAGUUGAGAGUUGAGAGAUCGUGAGCGGUGUGUUGUUAGCGAGGGCCAGGUCAUCGCUUCGUUCGGGUUCGGUGAACAUCCUCUCCCAUCCCCCUUACCCCCUCCGCCAGAGCAUGGCCCAGGAGACCAAUCAGACGCAGGUGCCAAUGCUUUGCACUAUGGGAUGCGGUUUCUAUGGUAACCCCCGCACCAACGGCAUGUGCUCGGUCUGCUACAAGGAACACCUGCAGAGACAACAGGGCGGGGGGCGAUCCAGCCCCCCGGGAGAGAAAGCUGCUACAUCACCUGCAGGAUCACCAGGAUCAGCUGGUGUGACUGUGGAAAGCACAACCCCAGAGCCCAGUACAGAGGUAGCAGGGACCCCACCCGAGGAACCAACAAGCAGCCCUAGCUCUCCCAGCCCAGUAACACAGCAGAUGACCGCAAUGAGCAUCUCCCAGGAUUCGGGAGCUGUAGAUCCUGAUCGAGCAGAUGGCGAGGAGGGAGAAGAGGAGGGCACUUCCAACAGCACAGAGCCACUGGGGGAAGGGGCACAGGCUUCAUCUGAUGGGGACCAAACCCCGGAUAAAAACAAGAAAAAGAACCGCUGCUUUUCAUGCCGAAAGAAAGUAGGCCUCACUGGUUUUGACUGUCGCUGCGGCAACCUGUUCUGUGCCAUUCACCGUUAUUCCGACAAACACGACUGUCCCUAUGAUUACCGGAGUGCAGCGGCUGCCCGCAUACGCAAGGAGAACCCGAUCGUAGUGGCUGAGAAAAUUCAGAAGUUAUGAGGAUCUUGAGUGGAUCAAGAGUCUCUCUGACUUAUAUCUGUGACUAUGAAUUUGAACAAUGGCGACUUGGAUGAAAACACCUGAUAUCAUGGCUUAAUUUGUUCAUGGUAGUCUAAGAUGGGCGGGUUGGGGUGGUGAGGUCGCAGCCACUGUCCUGACGCUUCCCCAACUGGCCUCUCCCUCUCUCUCCGCUGGUGACUGUGGCUGAACCUGUGUGUGUGCGAGUUCUUUUGUGUGUGUGUGUGUGUGUGUGUGUGUGUGUGUGUGUGUGUGUGUGUGUGUGUGUGUGUGUGUGUGUGUGUGUGUGUGUGUGUGUGUGUGUGUGUGUGUGUGUGUGUGUGUGUGUGUGUGUGUGUGUGUGUGUGUGUGUGUUUUGAGAGAGCCGUAGAGGCUUUGUGGACAUAAAUGUUGCUGUGUGGUAAGGGAAGGCAUUUGAUUUUUUUGACCCCUUUUGGUUUCUCAACUUGGGGGAUCGUGUGGUUUAUUUUUAUACAAUCCCUGUAAGAUGGUUGAAAUGAGACGGGGAUAAGCUGUUAAGGAAUGUGUUGCAGCCUGGAUAAUGACACAGAGGUCAAUUUUAGGGUCUAGAGAGUUAAAAAGAAAAAGAAAAAAAGAUUUCAUGUAUCAGCGAGACCUUUUAAGGGCUUUGGAAUAUUUAGUUUAUUCUCCCAGACUGAAACUGAUGUCAACUCUGUGUCAAUUUGGCAUUUUAUUUUUCUCCUGCCCCUCCAACCUUUAUCCCAUGGGUCACCACAUGUUGAUCUCCCACGUCUCAGCAUUUUCCAGAAAUGUCCUUUGAUAUAUUGACUUAUCAUACUGAUAUUGGGUGCAUGAACAGCUUAUGGUGGGGGAAGGUUGGGGAGGGACUGUGUAGGGAAAACUGAGAACCUUGACUUAACUGAGUGAUUGAAUUAUGUGUUCCUUUUUUUCCCCUGUUUUAAUGAGUGUAUGACAUCAGAAGAUCUAUAUUAAUAUAUUGUAGUUAGCUUGAAUUGUGUGAUUGCAUUCUAUUUAUUUUUUAUCGUUUGGUUGGUCUGUGCUGGAGGAUUGGCAGCAUGUGUCAGCAAAUCAUUGAGAUGUGCAUUUAACCUUUGCAAUUAUAUUUAAGUAAUUCCAUCUUAAUUAUAUAACCAUUGAAGAAAAAACACACAGCCAUGGUGGAUUAGAGUCCAGUUAAGCCGUUACAAUUAAGAUUUUGCAGUGAAAUGUCCAUUGUUCUGGAUUUAGAAACUAAGCACAACAAAGUGUGUCAACUUCAGAUCACAAGAUAAUGUGCCACACCUACUCAGUUUUGUUCAGCAUCUGGGUCAUUCGCAGUUUAUAUUCGAUGUACACAGGAGCCUCACUGAGGAAAGGGUCCUUGUGUUGGAUCAGGGCGAUCUCCUCGAAUCCCCUUUUAUGUUCGAUGGAGUCCGAGUGAAGCUCCACGUUUCUCUAACCACCAGCAGACCACUGACACAUGCUGAAUGAAAACUGACCUGGGUCGCAGCGGUUACUCCACACACGGACACACCCCCUCAGCUAAUGUAAAGAUUGUUGCGAUGCUGCAGAGCUGCUUGCUGUGCUUAAACAAUGUGCUCAGAUUCAGACGAGUCCUUUUACUAUGAAGAUCGCUUCUAGCCAGCUUCUUCUAGGAAGAUCCGACCUACUUGCAUGUGUGCAGACAAACGUAUGAGGUACCAUAUCGUAAACUGACUGCACAGUCGGAAAUGAAGCUGGAAUGUUUUAAAAAGCCACACAGCAGUAGCACAAUGCAUGGCAGCAACCUUGAGGUUCAAGUUAACAGGACUGUGUUUUCUUCCAAAUGUAAAUACCAUAUGGCUCCUAUUCAUAUAGUAUAAUCUUAUUGUAGAUUUCUGCCAGGUAAUGAAGGUGGGGGACUAAGGUGAAGAAUAGUACUAUGUGUAUAAAAGUGCUUUUCAUAAUUAUCCACAAAAAGAAUUUGCCUAGAAUGGCACAGAAUUAUCUUUUCCCAACUUGUUUCCCCUUUAAUUUGCAUCUGCCUGUAUCAUGUUCAAACAACAUUGAGUAGCUGUCUUUACCAUGAGUAUCUCAAGAGACCACGUGGCUUCUUUUUCUUUUUUUUUCAAAACCAGUCCGAUUAUUAACAAACCCCUUUAAGCUUAAUUAACCUCAAUGAAUUACACAGUAUUCCAGUCCGUUCUUUUACCAUGCUACUGAAGUCUAGUCAUAGCAUAUAACCCUUAAUAUUACAGAAAAAGGUUUUGUGAGAUGUAUAUGGGCAAAUGAGGUUACAUUUUUUUCCUUUAUCAUCAAAAGCUUUCUUUGUAAAUUAUGCUUGAUCUGGAGUUGCGUCAGAGUAUGUGUGUUGUUUGAAAAGCCAAUGCAGAAUGGGUUGGCCAUGAAUGACACUUCUUCUUGAACACACAGAAUAUCAUGUUGGACCUAGAUGAGUUUUACUCUGGGCGCCUAUGAUUGAAAAAUUGGCCUUAACCAGGAUUUAUGUGAAAGUCUUGGCAAUGAUGAUGGUGAACAUGUCUAAGCGACUGUGAUUGAAUAUACAAGACUGGGACGGUGUUGUCCUGGGAUGAGUCAUGGGAACCCCAAGCUGUGAAAAACUAAAACAUGAAAAGAGUCAAUGUGGAUUCUUAAGUGAUAAUUAUGUUGUUGUGGCUUGUGGUCGGAGCAGCUCUGCAGGUUUGUGUUCCCUGCAUUGUGCCUGCUAGUCUGACGACCAAUUCAAAAUAUUUUUUAGCAUACAGAGUGCUCAGUUAUUCAGACUGAAAGUGCUGUCAGAGAAAAAAAAACUUGUGUACUUGGGAUGAUUGUAAAUCAUGUGGACUUCAUGGUUUACACUUUUCUAUUGACUGCUCAUCACAACGCCCUCGUUUUGUUUUUUAAGACGUGAGCAGUUUGAAUGUAAACCACCAAAAUUCACACAAUACACCGUGACAUCCUCUAUCAAACUACUCAGCCCUAAUAUUGAUUAGGCCCAAUUUUCCUACAUGCGAUUUUGGACAGUGGGAUAGCUAAAACUGUUGUUUGUGGUGAAGGACUUGGCACCAGCAUUUAUGGCAACCAUACCUAAGUAAUCUAGAUAUUAUCCGUACAAUUGUUUUCUCUGUCUGUUGCUCUGAUAUGAUUUUGUUGUUUUCAGUCCCAUCUUUUUCGCAGAACCUUUCAUAAUCAGUGUCUUCGUCAUGCAGGGGUUAUGCUUGAUCAGUGUGAUAAUCCUGAACAUUGUGAUGAGUCUGCAAACUGCAGAAGGAAGGACAGAAGAUGUUUCAAUUUGUCUUAUUGAGGUGAGCUUGAGGGACAUGAAAUGAAAUCUACAAUGUUCACAAAAGCUGUAGUUCUUGUCCCUUUGGCACUCCAGUCCCCCAGAAACACCACCAGAUAUCUUUUUAUUUUGCUUUUCUUUUUAAAGAUUUAGGAUUGUAUGAUGUGUAAGAGUAAGUAUUAAAACAAUAAAAUCACAAAGUUUAUUUUAAAAUACA
This is a messenger RNA of Platichthys flesus (European flounder), 4583 nucleotides long. RefSeq lists its product as uncharacterized. The transcript is spliced from 6 exons. Bases 469 to 1125 code for a protein of 218 amino acids. Gene Ontology annotation, molecular function: DNA binding; zinc ion binding. The record is from RefSeq and is a predicted model, not a curated record. Lineage: Eukaryota; Metazoa; Chordata; Actinopteri; Pleuronectiformes; Pleuronectidae.